Molecule: messenger RNA, 1543 nt
Organism: Medioppia subpectinata
Lineage: Eukaryota; Metazoa; Arthropoda; Arachnida; Sarcoptiformes; Oppiidae
Source: the annotation of a GenBank genome assembly
AACAAUCGAUGGAUUCAAAGGUUUGGGAUCGAGAGAAGAGGCAAACAAUUAGUGAAUAGCAAUCGUCACAAUUGGUCCACAACUAAAGCCAUUAUCAACGAUGAAUUGGAGGCCAUUAGAAGUUCCGGUGUCUGGAAAGCGGAACGUAUUAUCACUUCGAAACAGGACUCGCAUAUCAGUGUCGAGGGAAGGACUCAACAAGUGAUCAACUUUUGUGCCAAUAAUUAUCUCGGAUUAUCUAGUAAUGCCGAAGUGGUCAGCGCCGGGAAGGAUGCGCUCGACAAAUAUGGUUCGGGUUUGAGUUCCGUCCGCUUUAUUUGCGGCACUCAAGACAUACACAAAGCACUUGAGGCCAAAAUCGCCAAAUUUCACGGCCGAGAGGANGUGAUCAGCGCCGGGAAGGAUGCGCUCGACAAAUAUGGUUCGGGUUUGAGUUCCGUCCGCUUUAUUUGCGGCACUCAAGACAUACACAAAGCACUUGAGGCCAAAAUCGCCAAAUUUCACGGCCGAGAGGACGCCAUUCUGUACGCCAGUUGUUUCGACGCAAACGCCGGACUCUUCGAAGCGCUCCUAUCGGCUGAAGACGCCAUCAUUUCCGAUGAGUUAAACCACGCGUCCAUUAUUGAUGGCAUCCGAUUGAGUAAAGCGCAGAGAUUUCGGUAUAAACACAGAGAUAUGAAUGAUUUGGAGGACAUUCUCAAGAAUAACCAAAAGGCGAGAAAUCGGUUGAUAGCAACGGAUGGUGUGUUUAGUAUGGAUGGAAAUGUGGCCCCACUUAACAAGAUCUAUCAAUUGGCCCAAAAAUACAACGCUAUUGUAUUCGUGGACGAGUGUCACAGCACCGGGUUCUUUGGCAAUACAGGCCGCGGCACCGAAGAGUUCUUCAAUUUGAGCGGUAAAAUCGAUAUAAUAAACUCAACUUUGGGUAAAGCCCUGGGAGGCGCCGCCGGGGGCUAUACUACGGGCAACAAAGAGCUGAUAGAUCUAUUGCGCCAAAGAUCGCGACCCUAUCUGUUCUCCAAUUCAUUACCGCCAGCAGUGGUCGCCUCCGCCUCCAAAGUAUUUGAUUUAUUGACACAAAGCUCUGCGUUAACCGAAAGAGUCAAACGAAACACAACUGUCUUCAGGACUGAAAUGAAAAGUUUUGGUUUCAAUAUUUUGGGUGACGAUCAUCCCAUUUGCCCCGUUUUUAUCGGUGACGCCCGACUGGCCACUAAUUUUGCUGAUCAAAUGCUCGAGAAUGGCAUUUAUGUGAUUGGAUUCAGUUAUCCAGUGGUACCCAAAGGAAAGGCCAGAAUUCGGGUUCAAAUAUCUGCCGCACAUUCGGAUGAAGACAUUAAGAAGACAAUCGACGCCUUCGUUAAAGUCGGACGAAAAUUGCAAGUAAUUUAAUGCAAAGUAUAAAUGACAGCAUUUUCAGGCACUCAUUAAUAUGAGAUUCAAUUUUAUAAUUAAACAUCAAUUGUUUGAAUUUCAAGUUUACAUUCAAUAUAGUGUUAAUUAUAAGAUAUUUGAUAUAUUUCUCUAAUUACAGUCAAAACAC